Branchiostoma floridae (Florida lancelet) is the source of this 4126-nucleotide messenger RNA. RefSeq names its product fibropellin-1-like. Lineage: Eukaryota; Metazoa; Chordata; Leptocardii; Amphioxiformes; Branchiostomatidae. The transcript is spliced from 19 exons. The record is from RefSeq and is a predicted model, not a curated record. Bases 101 to 4099 code for a protein of 1332 amino acids. Gene Ontology annotation, molecular function: Notch binding; calcium ion binding.
UGCUCGUCGUUUGAGUUGUCCGUGAGGCCUGUGCACUGGUUUGUAAGCAUCGCGAAGGUGACCGACAGCAGUCCGUAGAUCACUGGUCAGUUUUGACGGCAUGAUGCAGACCUAUCGGAGAAUCGUCCUGCUGCUUUGGGGAGUCUUGGCUGUACAGCUGAUGUCCCACCAGGCAGCCGCUGAAGCACCUCCAGAUUCCGACACGAACUUCACACCAGACGAAGCAGCUGCGGCCAGAUCCGGCGGGGAAUCCGAGGCAGAGGACCCGGACAGCACCGUCGACACUGCCGAGGGUGCCAAACCAGCAGCCUUUGAGAAGGGCGAUUUAGAUUCUCUACAGCUCGGCGAGCCUGUAGACGGUGAUGCUGUGUCGGCUGGAAACAGAGCUGCCCCGGCCGGACACAAGCUGAUCCUGGUGGCCGAUGCAACGGACAGGACCAUCACUCGGCUAACAACAGACGAUGAUAACCAAUUUCAGUGGGGUCGCUAUGACAUCGGGAAUGGUACCAACAGACCAAUAGCUGUGGAUUAUGAUCGUGCGGAGGACUUUAUCUACUGGACCAGUGUUAACGGACCCUAUAGUAGGGUAUCCCGAUUUCCCUACGAGAGCGGAUCGGGACUGAGACUUGAUGGAGGGCAGGCUUCAGUUCCUGACGGUAUUGCAGUAGACGUCAUUUCCAGGAACCUGUACUGGACAGACGCCGGUACAGACCGCAUCAUCGUCUCCCGCUUGGACGGCAGCUUCAGGAAGUCCCUCAUAACCCAGGGGCUGGACGAACCCAGGGCGAUCGUAGUGGAUCCCAACUCGGGUUGGAUGUACUGGACCGACUGGGGAAACCCGUCUAAGAUUGAGCGUGCGCGAAUGGACGGUACUCAAAGGUCUGUUAUUAUCAACAUCGGACAGGGCCACUGGCCGAACGGUCUCGCCUUGGACGCAGCAGCAAACCGGCUGUACUGGUGUCACGGUGGUACUGGGGCGAUCUGGACCUCCGGAGUGACUGGCAGCAAUCCGAGCCCUACACAAUUGUUUACGCAGUCAGCUGGUGACGUAAAUGCACACCUGUUCGGGAUCGCUGUGGAUGAGACACAUCUCUACUGGACAGCGUGGAACAUACCGGGCGUUCACAGGAUAAGCAAGUCUCUGACUGGAUACGUCAGGCUCAACCUGCCACACUUUCAAAAGCUGUAUGACAUCCACGUCAGGACAGACUCAAACACUCCGAGUCAACCAAACGCCUGCUCUGUGUCUAACGGGAACUGUGCCCAGCUGUGUCUUCCCGUCCCCGGCGGAGGGCGGACCUGCGCCUGUCAGGAUGGGUGGAGCCUGGGGUCGGAUGGACGGUCCUGUCAGGCCGACGCCUGUCACCCCAAUCCCUGCCUAAACGGCGGUGCGUGUGAUGGAGUAAGCAGACGGACAUCGCUCUCAUGCAGCAACAAUGUCUGUGUCAGCGGAUUUACACACACGUAUACAUGCGACUGUCCAGCCGGCUUUAGUGGCGAUAAAUGCGAGAUCAACGAAAACGAGUGUGUGUCAAAUCCAUGUCAAAAUGGCGGCCAGUGUCAAGACGAGGCAAACUCUUACAGCUGUACCUGUGCAGCUGGCUACAGUGGAGACGACUGUGAGACCAAUGACGACGACUGUGCACCCAAUCCAUGUCAAAAUGGUGGACAAUGUCAAGACGGAGUCAACUCUUACACCUGUACCUGUGCAGCUGGCUACAGUGGAGAUGACUGUGAGACCAAUGACGACGACUGUGCACCCAAUCCAUGUCAAAAUGGCGGCCAGUGUCAAGACGGAGUCAACUCUUACACCUGUAACUGUGCAGCUGGCUACAGUGGAGACGACUGUGAGACCAAUGACGACGACUGUGAACCCAAUCCAUGUCAAAAUGGCGGCCAGUGUCAAGACGGAGUCAACUCUUACACCUGCAAUUGUCCAGCUGGCUACAGUGGAGACGACUGUGAGACCAAUGACGACGACUGUGCACCCAAUCCAUGUCAAAAUGGCGGCCAGUGUCAAGACGGAGUCAACUCUUACACCUGUAACUGUCCAGCUGGCUACAGUGGAGACGACUGUGAGACCAAUGACGACGACUGUGCACCCAAUCCAUGUCAAAAUGGCGGCCAGUGUCAAGACGGAGUCAACUCUUACACCUGCAAUUGUCCAGCUGGCUACAGUGGAGACGACUGUGAGACCAAUGACGACGACUGUGCACCCAAUCCAUGUCAAAAUGGCGGCCAGUGUCAAGACGGAGUCAACUCUUACACCUGCAAUUGUCCAGCUGGCUACAGUGGAGACGACUGUGAGACCAAUGACGACGACUGUGCACCCAAUCCAUGUCAAAAUGGCGGCCAGUGUCAAGACGGAGUCAACUCUUACACCUGCAAUUGUCCAGCUGGCUACAGUGGAGACGACUGUGAGACCAAUGACGACGACUGUGCACCCAAUCCAUGUCAAAAUGGCGGCCAGUGUCAAGACGGAGUCAACUCUUACACCUGCAAUUGUCCAGCUGGCUACAGUGGAGACGACUGUGAGACCAAUGACGACGACUGUGCACCCAAUCCAUGUCAAAAUGGCGGCCAGUGUCAAGACGGAGUCAACUCUUACACCUGCAAUUGUCCAGCUGGCUACAGUGGAGACGACUGUGAGACCAAUGACGACGACUGUGCACCCAAUCCAUGUCAAAAUGGCGGCCAGUGUCAAGACGGAGUCAACUCUUACACCUGUACUUGUGCAGCUGGCUACAGUGGAGACGACUGUGAGAUCAAUGACAACGACUGUAAUCCCAAUCCAUGUCAAAAUGGCGGCCAGUGUCAAGACGGGGUCAACUCUUACACCUGUGAUUGUCCGGAUGGCUUCAAUGGAUUCAACUGUCAGACCAAUAUCAACGAGUGCGCAUCUCGUCCAUGUCAAAAUGGCGGCCAGUGUCAAGACGGUGUCAACUCCUACACAUGUGAUUGUCCUGAUGGAUAUUUGGGAGAACACUGUGAAAUUUCUGCGACAGACCCUCCACAGACGACUCCUCAGGGGACAAGUACCGUGUGUGAAUCUGGUUGGUUCCACCAUGAGGGGAAGUGCUAUUGUCUCCUUGAUGACCAGUCCACCUACAGCGAAGCUGCCCGGAGCUGCGCUGAGUUGGACGUCUACGGGCAGCUGGCCGUGGUGAAGCGGCCGAGCACGCACCGCUUCCUGAUGGAUUAUGUCGAACGGGAAGGUGGGGGUUCUCCGUGGAUAGGAAUCAACGAUGGCACUACAGAGGGUGUAUGGAGGUACAGCAAUGGUGACCUUGUCAGUGAUCCUUUCAACGAGUGGGCAGAUGGAACUUGGAACAGCAGGAAGAAAGACUGUGUGCGCAUGAGCGAAACCUUCGGGUACCAUUGGCAGCCUAUGCCGUGCGACACGCAGCUGUCGUAUAUUUGCGAGUAUCCUCUCCUGCCACCCACAGAUGCUCCAACCCCAACCACACCAGAUGUUGAACGUUGUGAGCCGGACACCUGUAACCAGGGAGGGAUCUGUAUAGACGGACCGUCGUCCUACACCUGUUACUGUCUGCCGGGGUUUACGGGAGACCACUGUGAGACAGAAACUGACGAGUGUGACCCCAAUCCCUGUCAAAAUGGCGGCGUGUGUACAGACGGGCAGCUGUCCUACACCUGCAGGUGUCCGAGUGGGUUCGGAGGUGUCAACUGUCAACUGACUUGCCCUGCCGGAUUUACGCUGUUCCAGAAACAGUGCUACUGGUUCUCUCCAACUUCCAUGAGGGAAACCGUGGCAAAUGCAGAAACAGACUGUGAUGCCCGAGGUGCCCGUCUGGCUUGUGUGAAGGACGAAGACACGCACAACUUCCUCAAAUUGACCAUCGCUACAACAAACCGCAGGCCUUACUGGAUCGGGUUGAAUGACACGGUGGUGGAGGAUGUAUGGCGCCACAGUGACGGGACACUUCUGGGCAGUUUCCGGCCUUUCCGCCCGUCCCGUAACACCAACAAUGUGUGGAGGGACUGCGUUCUGAUGUGGCCAGCCUCUUCCUACCAGUGGCUGUACUAUAACUGUAAUUCUCGCAGGAACUACGUCUGCCAGAGGGCUGCAACUCCGUGAGCUGACGAUGGACUGACCAACAGCCGA